AUGGCUUUCAGAUCCCCAGAUUUUUGGGUAGCCCUACUCACUACUGUUUCGUCACUCGGGCAAGCUCUUCAAAUUACUGGCACUACCGCAUAUCUCAAUGGAGUUCCUUAUUGGAUUCCGCCAGAUGCAGUCGGGUCUCUUCAAAGCAAUUUUGCGAUUUCAUUCUUCGAAUCGAACAGGCUUGCUUUGAAUGGUUUUAUGCCAAUGACCGUGAUAUCGCCUGGUCCUGGUGUCUAUUCGGAUGCUUCUCUCGAGCGUGAACUAUCCUACUUUGUGGAAAACGAUGAUGUUUGGAGCGAAGGCUUUGCCAAACUGGUUUAUCUUGAAGCGACUAACCAGAGCCGUGAAAAUCUUGGGGCCGAUUCCAUGCAAAUUCGGGGCAACAAAACUAUCUUGUUUGCUCCAGAGAAGACGAAUGAGGCUAUUCCUCGGGGCCCUUACUUCCUGUCGUCUCAAGGUAGCAUUCAUCAAGCUUACCGGCUUUACUCUGAUCACCAAGAAGCUUUCACUGAAUCUACGUACACCAAUCCUUCCGGAGCGCAUUCUGUUCUUCCUGCGCAUAUAACAGGUAAUGGUAUUACAAUAGCUGUUCCGUCUAGACUUUACUACACGCGGACACCGACUACCCCACUUGCUGGCAUGCGUGUUGGUAUCAAAGACAUUUUUGACGUAACUGGCAUAAAAACUGGUAACGGCAACAGAGCAUGGUACAACCUAUAUCCUCCAGCCAAUGCAACAGCACCCCUAGUACAGCGGUUGCUGGAUGCGGGCGCUAUCAUUGUAGGCAAGCAAAAGACUGCCCAGUUUGCCAACGGAGAGUACUCAACUUCAGAUUGGGUCGAUUAUCACUCACCUUUCAAUCCACGCGGAGAUGGCUACCAGGAUCCCAGCUUUUCUUCCGCGGGAGCCGGUGCUAGCGUUGCAUCGUAUGACUGGUUGGAUUUUGCUUUGGGAUCAGAUACAGGCGGUAGCAUUCGCGGCCCUGCUCGAUCCAGCGGCCUUUACGGAUUGAGGCCAUCACACGGCGCCGCACCCUUACAACUUGCACUCGCACUUGCUCCUGAAUUAGACACCGCUGGGCUCAUUGCAAGGGAUCCAUUGCUUCUCCAAUAUGCAGCUGCUGAAACAUACGGGCUAUCCCGUAACAACUUUCAGGAUUUUCUCCCAACUCAAUUGCUGGUCGAACCGUUUCCAGCCGGAUUAUCAAAUGAGACAAUCACGAUUAUCAAUCUGUUUCUCGAUGCGAUGAAGAAUGUUCUUGGCAUCGAGAAGACGGACUGGUUCAACGUAACAACCGCCUGGCAGCAGUCUCGGCCCCAGUCCGCACCAAUGGAUAUACAAUCAUUGCUAGGAAAUGUUUACGCAACGAUUAUUAGCCAACGUCAAACAGAACUAGUCCGCGACCCCUUCUACGCCAAGUACGCAUCCAUGCAUGACGGAAGGCUGCCCGCUGUAAACCCAGUUCCAUUAGCGCGAUGGGCUUUUGGGGAUGCACAACCAUCGACGGCAUUGGCUGAUGCGCUCACGAACAAAACUGUAUUCAUGGACUGGUUCCAAAACCAUGUGCUCAAGGAAGAUCGCCGCAGCUGCACAUCGGCGGUGCUGGCCUACAUUAAUGCGCCAAUCGUUCAAUACAGAAGCACCUACAGAAGCCCACCACAAGCGCCCUCGGGGUUCACGAACCAGUACUUUAGCGUCAUGGCAGAGGUACCCGACAUAACUAUUCCAAUUGGUCAGAUGUCUUACCAUUCUACAACAACAAACCACACAGAGCAAUUACCUGUGUCGAUAAACUUGAUGGUUGCCAAAGGAUGUGAUGCUACUUUAUUGAAUUUAGUCACGAAGCUUUAUCAUGCAGGUGUGCUAAAGGCUUCAGAAGUUGGAGCAAGUCUUGUCGAUGGUGGGGAGAUACUGCAGAAAAAGUAG
Messenger RNA from Bipolaris victoriae FI3, 1926 nucleotides. RefSeq lists its product as hypothetical. The transcript is spliced from 3 exons. The coding region runs from base 1 to 1926 and encodes 641 amino acids. Lineage: Eukaryota; Fungi; Ascomycota; Dothideomycetes; Pleosporales; Pleosporaceae. The record is from RefSeq and is a predicted model, not a curated record.